GCUCGACGACGGCGGAAAAAAGUAAAAACACUAUCGUUUGUCAAUAAUAACAGUCGCACGCGCGAUCCGUUCUUUUUUCAAACUCAUUUCUAAUUCGGGUACUGUGACAAGCGGACGUUUCCCCGCUGCAGUCGCUGGCCGCACGCGAAAAAGAAGAAAAAAGUCGGCGGAUGGCGCGAAAAAUUUACAUGCAAUUUUAGCGGUUGUGUCGUAUUGAUUAAUAGCUGCGUUCAUGUUGUAAUAGUAAUGAGUGUGUGUGGCUGGUGAUGGCCGCCUAGUCGCGGUCAUGGCUCGCUCGGGCGCGGUGCUGCGGGCGCUGGCCUGCUGUCUGCUGCUGGCCAGCGCUGAGGGGUACAGCCAGAGAGAGUGCGGAGUCCCCUUGCGGCGGCACACGCGGCAGCCGCGGGACCGGAGCCCCGGCCAGCGCGACCGCAGCCCCGGCCAGCUGCGCAUCAUCCGGGGCAGGGAGUCUAAGAGAGGAGCCUGGCCUUGGCAGGUGUCGCUGCAGCUGCUGCACCCGAACUUCGGUCUGAUUGGCCACUGGUGCGGCGCCGUGCUCGUGCACCCGCGCUGGCUGCUUACCACCGCACACUGCGUGCACAAUGAGCUGUUCAACCUGCCGGUGCCGGCGCUGUGGACGGCGGUGCUGGGCGAGUGGGACCGCGCGGAGCAGCGCGGCGCCUUCGUGCCCAUCGAGCGAGUGGUCCUGCACCAGCGCUUCCACCACUACCAGCAUGACAUCGCUCUCAUGAAGAUGACGAAGCCGGCGGACGUGAGCCCGAGCAGCCGCAUCCGCACGAUCUGCCUCCCGCCGUACGAGCCGGCGCCGGCGCUGGACCAGUCCUCCGCCUUCUACAUGCGCCUGCAGCAGCCGGAGACCACCACCCGGCGCCGCCCCGCCAGGCCACCUAAACCCGACCCCGACAGCGCAUUAAAAUACCUUGAGAAGUUAAAUAACCUCACGAAGACUGUGUUCUCAGGGUUCUUCAACAAGAAGAACAAAAACAUGAGAUACAACGUCCGGGUCAACAGCGACUCCCACAAACAAACAGACAGAAAGACUGAGGAUGUGAAACGUGACAGUGAACGCAAGCACAGUGACAUAGUGUACGACAGUGCCAGCUUAGACAGUGUAGUGAAACUUAUUAAGAACAAGAUAGCUAAAGACAAAAGGAACUCGGUGACUGAGCGUAGUGAUAAGAAGCUAGCGUUUGGUGAGGAGAUAGACCCGUUUAUUGAGGAGACGAAUGGGGUGGACGUGAAGGAGGAGUGCUACGCGACGGGGUGGGGGCGGCAGCAGACGGACGGGAACCUCACGAGCGUGCUGUUGGAGGCCGAGGUGCCGGUGCUGCCGCUGCGCGCGUGCCGCGACCGCUACGCCCUCACGUUGCCGCUCAACGACGGACAUCUGUGCGCCGGCAGCACUGAUGGGAGCACCGGCGCUUGUGUGGGCGACAGCGGCGGGCCGCUGCAGUGCCGCGCGGGCGGGCGCUGGGAGCUGCGCGGGCUCACCUCGUUCGGCUCGGGCUGCGCGCGCGCCGGCGUGCCCGACGUCUACACCAACGUGCGCCACUACGUCGCCUGGAUCCACCACCAUAUGUAUGAGGAUAUUGACUAACCAGAGGGUCUAGAUUAGGUUUAUUGUAGGUUUUUGGCCGUUCGAGCAGUAAUGUCGUUGUCCUAAGGUACCAUAGUGGUACAGAGGGCCUUCACGAGAGUGCGCCACGAGCAGUGAUAAUCAACGAAAAUUUAAGCGAUGCGUUGCCGCUACCGCUGAGUGACGACUAUCUCGUUUACUCGCCAACAUUCGAAUGGUGUAAUAACUUGCAUGCUAAGGCAGCUGGAUCUACAGCUGAUAGUGACUGAGGAUGUAGGUUGGCUUAGCU
Molecule: messenger RNA, 1886 nt
Organism: Plutella xylostella (diamondback moth)
Lineage: Eukaryota; Metazoa; Arthropoda; Insecta; Lepidoptera; Plutellidae
Product: tryptase alpha/beta-1
Biological process (GO): proteolysis
Molecular function (GO): serine-type endopeptidase activity
Source: RefSeq, a predicted model, not a curated record